Messenger RNA from Dipodomys spectabilis (banner-tailed kangaroo rat), 382 nucleotides. Its product is annotated as ruvB-like 1. Gene Ontology annotation, molecular function: DNA helicase activity; ATP binding. Gene Ontology annotation, biological process: regulation of transcription by RNA polymerase II; chromatin remodeling; box C/D snoRNP assembly. Lineage: Eukaryota; Metazoa; Chordata; Mammalia; Rodentia; Heteromyidae. Gene Ontology annotation, cellular component: Swr1 complex; R2TP complex; NuA4 histone acetyltransferase complex. The transcript has 5 exons. The record is from RefSeq and is a predicted model, not a curated record. Bases 38 to 334 code for a protein of 98 amino acids.
UCCUGGACAGCGUCUAGGCCCUGCGCUCUCAGGGACGAUGAAGAUCGAGGAGGUGAAGAGCACCACCAAGACCCAGCGCAUCGCCUCCCACAGCCACGUGAAGGGGCUGGGGCUGGACGAGGGCGGCCUGGCCAAGCAGGCGGCCUCGGGGCUCGUGGGCCAGGAGAACGCGAGAGAGGCAUGUGGUGUAAUAGUAGAAUUAAUCAAAAGCAAGAAAAUGGCUGGAAGAGCUGUCUUGUUGGCAGGACCUCCUGGAACUGGCAAGGUCUCCUUUGCAUUGGAAAUUCAUUCCUCUUGGCCCAGCUAUCAUAAAAAUCUUCAUGGUGACACUUAGUUGAAGGUGAAGAAAACAAGGCAGCGCGGUUUUCCCACGUUCGGUUUC